Molecule: messenger RNA, 780 nt
Organism: Guillardia theta CCMP2712
Lineage: Eukaryota; Cryptophyceae; Pyrenomonadales; Geminigeraceae
Exons: 10
Biological process (GO): peptidyl-serine phosphorylation; positive regulation of DNA-templated transcription; peptidyl-threonine phosphorylation
Cellular component (GO): nucleus
Molecular function (GO): transcription coactivator activity; ATP binding; protein serine/threonine kinase activity
Source: RefSeq, a predicted model, not a curated record
AUGCUGACGUCUCCGUGGCAGGAUGGCGAUGUGAUCAAGGAGCGGUACGUGCUGCACAGAAAGGCAAACUCAAACUCUCCGCUGCUGGGGAAGGGAUCGUUCGGACAGGUUGCACUCGGGAAGGACAUGAGGAGCGGGAGAGAAGUAGCGAUCAAGAUCGUAAAGAAUCAUCGACACUGGGCAGAACAAGCGAGGUUUGAGAUCUCGGUGUUGAAGAAGCUGCUCAAAGUUCAGAUGCAAGGGGCUCCCUUUGCUGAGCAUGCCAACGUUGUGACUCUGCUGGACAACUUUGAAUUCAGGAAUCAUGUCUGUAUGGUCUUCGAGCUCUUACCGCUCACCUUGUACGACCUCAUCAAGUACACCAAGUUCAAUGGCGUCAGUCUGCAUCUCGUCCACAAGUUUGCAAGGAACCUCCUUGGCACUCUUGAGUUCCUCUCAAGGCCAGAGGUCGACAUCAUCCACUGCGAUCUCAAGCCGGAAAACGUCAUGCUAGUCAAGACAGACGAUCACAGGCUGAAGGUCAUCGACUUUGGCAGCAGCUGCUCGUCAAGAAGACAGCCCUUCACUUACAUUCAGUCGCGCUACUAUCGCUCGCCUGAAGUUCUUCUACACCUCCCCUACUCCUACCCCAUCGACACCUGGAGCCUUGGCCUCAUCCUUGCCGAGAUGCAUACAGCAGGUCGACCAGUCUUCAACGGGAAGAACGAGUGCGAACAGAUGUUUAAAAUCUCGACGGUAACGCAAUCUCCCUCCUCUUCUCUCCUCCCUCCUCCCUCCUCC